GUAGACAUAAGAAAGUCCAUUUAAUGGUUAAGCCUUAUGAAUGUGAUGUUUGUCAUAAAAAGUUUUCAUACAAUUCUUAUCUAAGCGAACACAAAAAAGUCCAUUUAAUGGUUAAGCCUUAUGAAUGUGAUGUUUGUCAUAAAAAGUUUUCAAACAGUUCUACUCUAAGCAUACACAUAAAAAUUCAUUUAGGGGUUAAGCCUUAUGAAUGUGAUGUUUGUCAUAAAAAGUUUUCAUGCAGUUCUACUCUAAACAAACACAAAAAAAUUCAUUUAGUAGUUAAGCCCUAUGAAUGUGAUGUUUGUCAUAAAACGUUUUCAUACAGUUGUAAUUUUAAUGCACACAAAAGAGUUCAUUUAGGAGUUAAACCAUAUGAAUGUGAUCUUUGUCACAAAAAGUUUUCACACAGUUCUACUCUAAGCAAACACAUAAAAAUUCAUUUAGGGGUUAAGCCUUAUGAAUGUGAUGUUUGUCAUAUAAAGUUUUCAUGCAGUUCUACUCUAAACAAACACAAAAAAAUUCAUUUAGUAGUUAAGCCCUAUGAAUGUGAUGUUUGUCAUAAAACGUUUUCAUACAGUUGUUAUUUUAAUGCACACAAAAGAGUUCAUUUAGGAGUUAAACCAUAUGAAUGUGAUCUCUGUCAUAAAAAGUUUUCAUUCAGUUCUAGGUUAAAUAAACAUAAAAAAGUCCAUUCAGGAGAUAAGCCACAUGAAUGUGAUGUUUGUCAUAAAAGGUUUUCAGACAGUUCUAAUUUUAUUGCACACAAAAAAAUUCAUUCAGGAGUUAAACCAUAUGAAUGUGAUCUCUGUCAUAAAAAGUUUUCAGACAGUUCUACUCUAAGAAAUCACAAAACAAUUCAUUUAGUAGUUAAGCCUUAUGAAUGUGAUGUUUGUCAUAAAAAGUUUUCAAACAGUUCUAAUUUUAAUGCACACAAAAAAAUUCAUUCAGGAGUUAAACCAUAUGAAUGUGAUCUCUGUCAUAAAAAGUUUUCAUUCAGUAAUAGGUUAAAUAAACAUAAAAAAGUCCAUUCAGGAGAUAAGCCACAUGAAUGUGAUGUUUGUCAUAAAAGGUUUUCAGACAGUUCUACUCUAAGCAAACACAAAAUAAUUCAUUCAGGAGUUAAACCAUAUGAAUGUGAUUUUUGUCAUAAAUUUUUUUCAUACAGUUCUAAUCUAAGCACACACAAAAAAAUUCAUUUAGAGGUUAAGCCUUAUGAAUGUGAUGUUUGUCAUAAAAAGUUUUCGACCACUUCUAAUUUCAUAAAACACAAAACAAUUCAUUUAGGGGUUAAGCCUUGUGAAUGUGAUGUUUGUCACAAAAGGUAUUCAAAUAGUUCUGCUCUAAGCAAACACAAAAAAAUUCAUUUAGUGUUUAAGCCUUAUGAAUGUGAUCUUUGUCAUAUAGGAUUUUCACAUAGUUCUGGUUUAAGUAGGCACAAAAAAAAUCAUUCAGGAGAUAAGUUCUAUAAAUCUGAUGUUGGUCAUGAAAACUUUAUUGAGAAGAGUGUAUGAUAAUAUUUUUUAAAUUGUUGAAGCACCAACAGUCCUCUACUGUCAUUACAAAAAAGGGCAAUAAAACUGGUUACUGGCUUGUCUAGUAGCCUGGAUUCUUUUGUUACAACUAAUAUACUUCCAUUAAAUAAAAAGAUAAUAUAUACUAAAGAAUUUUUUUUAAUAUAAAAUAUUCCAGGGAACAGCCCCCUCUUACUUAUCAGACCUUUUUUCUUUUAACACAAAAUUAAAUCUUCGUCUUAGUUUACUGAUACCCUAUACAACUUUUUUCCAAAAACAUAGCUUCGCCUACUGUUUCUAAUUUGUGGAACAACCUUCCUAAUAAAAUAAAACUUUCUAGAUAUGAAAAUAUAUUCAAAACUUAACUAAAACACAAUUAUUUAAUGACCUCUUCAUUGCAACACUUCUCAUUCAUCUAUUAAUAUGUUCUUAUUUUAUCUCAUUUUGAAUUAUAACUAUAGUAAUAUUAUUUCAUUAUUCCACAUUUUUUAGUGCUUUGUUACUACCUCUUUAUUACACAAUUGCUUUUUUAAAUGCUGUUAUUACGUUGUUGUGUUGUUUGUUUAUUUUAAAACGGCCAAUGUGAAAAAAAGGCCUCUGUGCCUACUAUUGUUACUGUUAUUGAAUUCAUGAUCUGUAUAUAUUAAUAAUAGGAAGGAUAGCAUGUUUUAGUUCUACUUCCAAGUCACUUGUAUAUAUUUUUGUAUGUAUGCAAAUACAGCUAAAUUGAUGUUUAUUGCAUACAUUUAAAUGAAAAUAAAAGAUAAUAGCAGACUAUUAUUAAUAAAUUAUUAUAGUAAAAUUUCCCAAUUUAGACCAUCCUUGUAGCUGAACAUUUAUAGUUAUCUUUUCUUUGGUCUCAGUCUGAGAAGUGUAAGUGGGGUCAUUUCCUAAAACAACUAUCAGUUUCUAAUGCUUGACACUAUCCCACUUUCUUUUCUAUUUGCAAACAGUAACACCACACACAAGUUACAAAUUAAAAGGUAAUAAAGAUAAAGCUGUAAUUGUUAUGUUCUGACAUUUUGGUAUCCUAUUUCUAGCAUAACUUAUGUUUUGUUGUGUUUACUUUUGUUUUCUUUAUUUUUAAAAACACUUUAAUGAAAAUGUUGUUGUAGUCAAAUGCUACGGGAUUGUAACAUAAAAUAAAAUUUUCUA
Physella acuta is the source of this 2666-nucleotide messenger RNA. Its product is annotated as zinc finger protein 271-like. Lineage: Eukaryota; Metazoa; Mollusca; Gastropoda; Physidae. The record is from RefSeq and is a predicted model, not a curated record. Gene Ontology annotation, biological process: regulation of DNA-templated transcription. Gene Ontology annotation, molecular function: RNA polymerase II cis-regulatory region sequence-specific DNA binding; DNA-binding transcription factor activity, RNA polymerase II-specific.